AGUCUCGCUAUUUCUCGCGAGACGAUAUGUUACGUAGCAGCUUUACAUACUGCUCCAAACCAACUAACCUACCGAGCACUGUGUACUGUGUGUUCAAGAUACUUAACAGCAAAUCAAAUCGCCCUGCAAGUGCUUUACCCUCGCUUGCCAAUGUCGUCCGAACCUCAUAUGUCGGCCAGCACCUACACAACUAAGCCUGCAGAACACAAGUGGAGGCUGAGUUAUGUCACCGGGGACCUGUUCUCCUGCCCUGCGCAUGAAGCUCUGGCCCACUGCAUCAGUGAGGACAUCCGUAUGGGGGCAGGCAUAGCUGUGGAAUUCAAAAAGAGGUUUCAAGGGGUGACUGAGUUAAAAGAGCAAAAAAAAGUGACAGGACAGUGUGCCGUACUGAAAAGUGAUGGACGCUUUGUCUACUAUCUGAUCACAAAGAAAAAGGCAAGCCAGAAACCCACCUAUGAGAGUCUGAGACAGAGCCUGGAGGACAUGAAGUCACAUUGCCUGAAGAACCAAGUAUCAAGAAUAUCGAUGCCUCGUAUCGGCUGUGGCCUGGAUCGACUCAAGUGGACAAGCGUGUCAGAGAUACUGGAUCAGGUCUUCAAACACACAGACAUCUCCAUCACAGUUUACAGUCUUCCUCGGAGAGAAGAAACCACAGUGAUGAAGGAAAACAGACGCAGAUGAUUCAUGGAAAUGUUGAUUAUUGAAAUGCUGAUGUACUUUUGUAUAUGAAGCCAAAGGGAUUUUUUUUUUCAAAGUUGGAAACAUGUUGUUUUCUCUGUUGAUGGAAAAUAAAGCUUUCUUUUUAUAAAAGAACCCACAUAAACUCA
Messenger RNA from Oreochromis aureus, 827 nucleotides. It is a transcript of the gene oard1, whose product is annotated as O-acyl-ADP-ribose deacylase 1. Gene Ontology annotation, biological process: peptidyl-glutamate ADP-deribosylation. The transcript has 6 exons. Bases 151 to 681 code for a protein of 176 amino acids. NCBI's taxonomy places the organism in Eukaryota, Metazoa, Chordata, Actinopteri, Cichliformes, Cichlidae. The record is from RefSeq and is a predicted model, not a curated record.